AUGCACCAAUCAGAACGCAGUAUUUUCAUCCACCAAACAAUCCAGCACGAAAACAAGCACCGUGUGCCGCUGGCUUUAGAGCGUUCCAAAAUGGAGGUAAAAAAAAGAAAAUUCAAUACAUUCUUCAGUACCACUACGACCAAAGGGAAAAAGCGGAGCAGGCGGCCAAAAAAAUUUGUGCUGUUUAUGGACCCAAUACAGUAUCGAAUGCAACAGCAAAGCGGUGGUUCCAACGAUUCCGUUCUGGUAAUAUGGACGUCGAAGAUGAGACACGCUCUGGUAGGCCAAUCGUCGAAAAUGUCGAUAAAAUCAUGGAAAUCGUCGAGUCGGACCGGCAUGCGAGCACUUAUUCCAUUGCCCAGGAACUGAAGAUUAGCCAGAAAACCGUUUCGAACCAUUUACAUAAGGCUGGUCUCAAGAAGAAGCUCGAUGUAUGGGUGCCACACGAAUUGACGCAAAAGAACCUUUUGGACCGAAUUCAUGCCUGCGAUUCUUUGCUGAAGCGUAACGAAAUCGACCCUUUUUGAAGCAGACGGUGACUGACGAUGAAAAAUGAGUCACAUACGA
Messenger RNA from Harpegnathos saltator (Jerdon's jumping ant), 567 nucleotides. Its product is annotated as histone-lysine N-methyltransferase SETMAR-like. Bases 252 to 527 code for a protein of 91 amino acids. Gene Ontology annotation, molecular function: histone H3K36 methyltransferase activity; DNA topoisomerase binding; double-stranded DNA binding. The record is from RefSeq and is a predicted model, not a curated record. Gene Ontology annotation, cellular component: nucleus; site of double-strand break; condensed chromosome. The transcript has 2 exons. Gene Ontology annotation, biological process: DNA double-strand break processing; mitotic DNA integrity checkpoint signaling; DNA integration. NCBI's taxonomy places the organism in Eukaryota, Metazoa, Arthropoda, Insecta, Hymenoptera, Formicidae.